Westerdykella ornata is the source of this 1753-nucleotide messenger RNA. RefSeq lists its product as uncharacterized. Gene Ontology annotation, biological process: ribophagy; protein deubiquitination. The coding region runs from base 122 to 1714 and encodes 530 amino acids. Gene Ontology annotation, cellular component: Ubp3-Bre5 deubiquitination complex; cytosol; ribonucleoprotein complex. The record is from RefSeq and is a predicted model, not a curated record. Gene Ontology annotation, molecular function: mRNA binding. NCBI's taxonomy places the organism in Eukaryota, Fungi, Ascomycota, Dothideomycetes, Pleosporales, Sporormiaceae. The transcript is spliced from 5 exons.
AACAGUCCCGACGCCCUUUGAUUUCGCAUCGCUUCCGAGUUCAAACCUGCCGACGCCCCAGGUGCACGAACCAUCAGUCUAAACACCUUACCUUCGCCCUAAUCACCGCCUUCCGUUCAACAUGGCAACCGCCGACUCCACUGCCCCUGUCAAUGGCACAUAUGGAACCUACGAAGUCAACAACCAGGCCGCAGCCAACGCCAACAGCGCCUCCUCAUACGGCGCGGUUCAGCAGCAACAGGAACAGAUGUCUUCCGGAAACUCCUCUGAGCUCCCUAAGGAGGAGAUCGGCUGGUACUUCGUCGAGCAAUACUACACCACCCUCAGCAAGAAUCCCGAGCGCCUUUACCUUUACUACAACAAGCGUUCGCAAUUCGUUUCCGGUACCGAGGAGGAGAAGGCUCCCGUUUGCCACGGUCAGAAGUCGAUCAAUGAUCGCAUCAAGGAGCUCGACUUCCAUGACACCAAGGUCCGCGUUACCAACGUGGACAGCCAGGGCUCCGACGACAACAUCGUCAUCCAGGUGAUCGGGCAAAUCUCGAACAAGGGUGAGCCUCACAAGAGGUUCGUCCAGACCUUUGUCCUCGCUGCCCAGACCCAUGGUUACUUCCUUCUCAACGAUAUCUUCCGCUACCUGGCAGACGAGACGGAGGAGGAAGAAGCCCCGCAGGACCAGCAGGAGCCGAUCCCCUCGGGUAUUGUCGAGCCGGCCCCGACUGCUGCUGAGCCCACCGAGCCUGUCAAGCAUGAAGCCGUUGGUGAGAGUGAGGAAAAUUUGGCGAAGGUCGACCAGAAGCUUGAGGAGGUCGCUCACGAGGAGCCUGCUGUCGUUGCUCCUGCACCCGAAGUCAACGGUAGUCCCGCAGCUGAGGUUGCUGAGCCCCCCGUUGCUGCUGCUGAGGAGUCCCCAGCUGUUGCACCCGAGGAGGCUCCCGCCGCCCAAACCGAAGCGCCUGCGAAGGAGGCUGCAGAGCCCGAGAAACCCGCCGAACCAGCUCCCACUCCGGCUCCUGAGGCUCCCAAGCCUGCCGCCGCCGCUACUCCCGCGGCUGCUCCCAAGCCGGCUGUACCACGCACCUGGGCUAGCCUUGCUGCCUCCGCCCACAAGGUAGCCACGCCUGCUGUCCCCGCCCCCACUGCUCAGCCCGGUCAACCGCAGGCGAAGGCUCCGGCACCUGCUGCCAGCCAGGCCCCAGCUGCGCCAGCUGAGAAGCCGGCCCCCGCUCGCGAGCCCUCGCCGUCCACCAGCCAGGGUGAGGCUGCCGGAUGGCAAUCUGUGACUGGCCACAAGAAGGAGCAGUCCCGUUCACAAGCCCAGCCUCCGGCUGCCGAUGGUGAAAACAAGCGAGCUUACAUUAAGAACGUCUACAGUCAGGUCGAGGAGGGUCCCUUGAAGGCCGCCCUGUCCAAGUUCGGCGAGAUUACUUACCUUGAUAUCAGCCGCCAGAAGAACUGUGCCUUCGUCGACUUCAAGACUUUGGCUGGAUUCCAGGCCGCUGUCAGCAACAACCCUCACCGUGUCAAUGGCGUCGACCUCACUGUUGAGGAGCGCCGAAUGCGCCCUCAAGGCUUCGCUCCCUAUUCCCGUGGUGGUUCCCAACGUGGCCGCGGCGGUAUGGGUCAACAGGCCCCUCGUGGCAGCUUCAAUCCUCGUGGUGGUCGCGGCGGCGCCGGUGGACGUGGUGGACGUCCUCAACCUCAAGAGGUUGCCUAAGUGCCUUGUCGUGUGAAGCCAACUGAUUAGGCUUCCCCC